AUGACGCCUAGUGGGAGAGGAUUUGCGAGGUUCUUUGGCAGCUACGAUGAUGCCUCGGACUACGUGAAUCAUUGCGACGUCAAUGGCCAUUACGACCUGCAUUACGAGGAGACAGAACCCUUCGAAGCCAACUCCACCUGGCAGUUCACCAGGCCGUAUCACUACUAUCCCUCCGGGCCAGAGAUGGUGGGCAAGCAUGCAAACACCAUCUUCCAAGAAAAGGCUCAGCAGUUUAUUCACGAGCACCAGGCGAGAUAUGGUAUCGAUGGGACUCCGAUGUUCUUGUACUUCGCGCCGAUGAGUUUCCAAGAGCCUUUGCAGGCACCAAAGUGGACCGCCGAGAACUGCACGGUCGCAGGAGGCUUUAGCUCCGCACCAAAUGCCAACCGUCAGACGUUGUGCCGAAUGGCCAUCGCGUUGGACAAGACCAUUGAGCAGAUCGCAGAUUCUCUCGCAGGUGCCUCCCGAGAAUGGGUGAUGAUCAUUGCCAGUGAUAGCGGAGGUUCCGCAGCACGGAAGGGCUCCGGCGGCAGCAACUGGCCUUUGCGCGGCAGCAAAGGCGAGGUUUGGGAAGGUGGCAUGAGGACCAAGGCCUUGGUCACGGGGUCUUUCGUGGAGCUUCGGAACGCUCAGAGUAAGGGACAUACGUACAGUGGUUUGGUCCACUUAGUGGAUUGGCACACCAUGAUCCUCCACCUGGCGCAUGCGAGCGGUUUGCGGCCAGCGAUGCCCGAAGACCCCGACGGGCUCCAGUUUUGGGAAGAACUCUUGACGAACACCCCAUCACCGCGCAGAGAGUUCAUCUCCAACGUGACUGGCUUCGCGGCACUCCGUUCUGGUGACUACAAGCUUGUGAAGGCUCCAGAUGGAGGCAAGAGCCCUUGGACCGGUGAGAACCAAGGCUUUCGAUGGCCAGUGCGUGACAUCGAAAAUAACGAGUAUUUGUCGGUCUUCGAUGUGAACCCCUCGGGAUCCAAAUGGACCAAAGCCGAGCAUUGGAAGCUUUACAACAUCAGGAGCGACCCCGGUGAAGAGGUGGACUUGGCUCAAAGCUUCCCCGAAGAGGUGAAGCGCCUGGAGGAGCGAUAUCAAAGCCUGCUGGAGCAGGGGCGCAAAAGUUCUGGGAACGACAUGCUGAAAUGUGCGGAGGGCGCCUGUGCCGACAUCGCUGGCAAGGUGCGUCAUGCGAGCACAUGCCAAAGACGUGCAGCUCAAUCACUGUCGCAUUCAGGAACCGGCCUAUCCCUGGUGGGACGAGGCGCUGGAGCUUGCCGCAAGGCCCUUCGACAGCGAUGUGACGGGCCUGACGGGGACGGGCCUCGACUGAGCGAUGCAGCGGGCAGCUGCUUGAUGCAGCUGUAG
Molecule: messenger RNA, 1362 nt
Organism: Durusdinium trenchii
Lineage: Eukaryota; Dinophyceae; Suessiales; Symbiodiniaceae
Source: the annotation of a GenBank genome assembly